Fusarium odoratissimum NRRL 54006 is the source of this 3408-nucleotide messenger RNA. RefSeq lists its product as uncharacterized. Gene Ontology annotation, biological process: post-transcriptional tethering of RNA polymerase II gene DNA at nuclear periphery; transcription elongation by RNA polymerase II; poly(A)+ mRNA export from nucleus. The record is from RefSeq and is a predicted model, not a curated record. Gene Ontology annotation, molecular function: RNA binding; double-stranded DNA binding. Bases 89 to 1678 code for a protein of 529 amino acids. Gene Ontology annotation, cellular component: transcription export complex 2. The transcript is spliced from 3 exons. Lineage: Eukaryota; Fungi; Ascomycota; Sordariomycetes; Hypocreales; Nectriaceae.
CCGGAAGCUCAGCUCAACCUCACCUCUCAACUCAAUCUUCACCCUCUCUCUCUCUCUUCUCUCCCCUCAAUCACCACCAUCACUCGCGAUGCCUCUAGUCCUCGACUUUCUCACCCAGAUCCGCAAUUUCAUCCGCACUCAGAAUGGCGACGAGCUUCGCGCCUGGCUCCAGGUAGAGCCUAAUUCUCCUCAGCAAUAUCACAACCUCGCAUCUGAGCUACGCUCCCAAUUCCGCCAACAGGGUCUUGACAACAUCGUUGAAAGGACACUACCUCAGGAGGAUGACGUCCUGGAAGGUCAAGCUACCGUGUGGCCUGGCUUUGUGGCCUUUAUGAAGGACUACAUGGCCUUUUGGCGCGACGUCAAUUAUGAUGAUUUGCUGGGCGCGCAUCAAUUGCUUAGUGGGCUUGUCAACUCUUGCGCAACUGCUUUUGCUCACCCAACCUACGGCGCCAUGCUACUCAAGACGAGCAUGUCCCUCUCAGAGACCCUGGCUCGUCUCACAAUGUCUUUGAACAAACGCCCUGACCUGGCGCGUCGUCUACGUGCCGUAGAUGAGGAUAAGAGCAUCGCCGAAUCUUCAGCAGAAAUCAUCCAAAAGAUCUUCACAACAUGUCUCACAGAUCGAUCUAGCGGUCGUUAUGCGAAACCAGAGGGCAAAAAGGUUGGAGUCUACAUGUUUGCCAACCUCGUUCUCAAGCUUCUCUUUGCAUGCCGAAGAACACAUCUCGCCAAAAUGAUCUUUGUCAAUAUUUCCACCAUCUCUCCGCCACUAUCUCUCUACCCAGCUGCUCAGCGCGUCACAUUUCUCUACUACCUAGGCCGCUUCAACUUCUCAAACAACCACUAUCUCCGGGCUGCGCUGUGCCUUGAAGAAGCAUACCUUCAGACCCCUUCGCAGCUGGUCUCUCAUCGGACAAACAUCCUCACAUAUCUUAUUCCCUGCAAUAUCCUUCUUGGACGUUUUCCAUCACAAGUAUUGCUUCAACGCCCAGAAUGUCAGACUCUAGCGCCUGUUCUCUUCCCCAUUUGCCAGGCUAUCAGAUCUGGCAACUUCAUCCAAUUUCAACACCACCUUGCGCAACACGAAACAUGGCUCUUCGAGAAGGGCUUGCUUUUAACCCUCGGUAACCGACUACGACCUCUGCUCUGGCGCUCACUAAGCAGAAAGACUUUCCUCCUUACAUACGUCCCGCCAACCGAUGCAUCAUCCCGAAAAGCCGCCACACUUGACCUUGCAGACCUUCAUACGCUCGGGGUAUACCUUCAACACCGCCUUGAAGGUUGGCUCCCAGCAGGACCAAACUCACUUGGUCGUUCUCAAAGCGUCAACCCUCUCCUUAUGAAAGCCCUCGAGAACAAUGCUCAAAAUCUCGAAGCCACGUCCACACUAGCUCCGCCACCCGGAGGGCCCAAAUCUCUCCGGCCAAAUGAGGGUAUGAUCUGGGGUAACGCAGAGGUCACAUUCGAGGACGUGGAGAUGACGGUCGCAACGCUUGUUCAACAGGGUUUGAUGCAUGGGUUUAUCGCUCAUGGGCAAGGACGAUUUGCAAUCAUCGGUGCGAAGGCCAAGGGCAGCCCUGUGCUUGCUGGCUGGCCCAACGUCUGGCAAAUAAAUCGAGAAAGGAGAUAUGAAGACUACGAUCCUGAUGAGGUACCUGGAUGGGUCAAGGAGUAAAAAGAAAGGGGAGAUGGACAGUUGAGCUAGAUCACCUAGCUUGGAUACUUAGAUCAUAACUCAUCUUGAUGGCGUUUGUAUAAUAUCAUUUCCUGUAUGAUACCCAGGGGAUAAUAAGAUUAGAGUAUGGCUAUAAUAUGAGGAUGUACUUGUGGCAAUCAAAACGACCAGACACAUAUUUCUUUUCCAAUAGCUGCGUGCGACAACGUUCAUCACACCCAUUAAAUAUGUCUAAUCAAAAAAGUGUUUUUAUAAUAAUAAGCCGAGAUGGCCGAGCAUCAUCCCAUCGACUAAACCACACCAUCUCCUGCUUUUUUCAACAACCGUACAAGAAGUUUCCCCCCUAAACUCUCUGAUUCAUGUGUGCAUACGUCGUUAAUCGCGAGAAUAAACUUAAAACCAUCGCUUGUUUUCCCCAAACAUCCAAAAAAGUCUCCAAUGUGUGCAAAAAAGGGUAUAUCGACCGUGAAAUGAAGCGUUGAAACUUGUAUAUAAUGCCCACGGGCCCACAAGAGCCCAGACAAGGGACUCUUGAAGAAUAUUAUACCCGGGGCGGGUAUUAGCAACUAGGCUUUCCAACAGCCAGAAGACUGCUGAGUAGUCUAGUAAUAAGACAAUAGACACUAUCGCCGAUAGGUAGUUGGCUUUGAUAAUAUAUGUAAAGUACCAGUAAUAAAGGAAUGUCGUAGAAAAUAGUUUCUGUGAAUAGAAUGCCAGCUGCGUCAAGACAGUGGUAAAUGGUCGUCAAAGGAUAUAGAAAUUAGAAGAAACAAGCGGCGGCGAUGAAUGCGACGACAAGGCCAGCGACAGCAGUGUUGCCUUGGUGGCGACCUGCCUCGUUUUCCUUGGACUGAGUGGGAGCUGCUCCAGAGUCGACCUCAGUGGCGACAGCGGUCUCCUCGGACUCGGAGGUGUAGGUUGAGGUUCCGUUCUCACGGAAGAUACCAGGCUUGACAGUAGGGUAGACCUUCUUGGUGGACUUGUGCUUGGUGGUCUUGGAAGUAGCAGAAGUGAAGAUGGUUGAGGUAGGCUCCUCCGUGGUGGUAUCGGAGGAAGUCUCUUGCUCGGUGGUGCUGCUAGUCUCAGCAGAAGAGGUAGUCUCAACACUAGUAGUGGUGGUGGAGGUUGAGGAAGUGGUGGUAGGGAGUGCCGAAGUGGUGGGCUCAGCGGUAGUCGAAGGCUCCUUGGUGGUAGAGACAACAGGUUCCUCAGAAGUGGUGACCUUGGCCUCGGCUGUGGUAGAGGGCUCAGCCUCAGCGGUAGAAGACUCGGUCUCUUCAUCGUCAUCGUCAUCACCGCCGGAUGAACCUUCGCCAGAGGAGAAGGCAACGAUCUGAGCAGUGCUACCCUUCUGAACGGUAACGACACAGAAGGCAGCGCCACCAGCACCCUUAGCGGAAAGGCUGCUGCCAACAUUGCCCUCACCCUUAGCAGGGUCGAUCCUGCAAGGAAGACCAUUGCAACCGCCGUCGGGACACUGGAUCUCAACACCGAAGUCGGGCAGCUUGCUCUUCAGAGCCGAGUCCUCCCAGAUAGGGUUCCAACCAAUCUUGACAAAAGUCUGACCGUUGGACUCAGUGUUAGCACCGGCAACGUAGGGGCUCCAGUUACCAAUGGGCUCCGACUCGGUACCCCAGAUGCAGCCCUCCUCACCAGUGCCAGGGGGGUUGAUGUAGAAGCUAUAUGAUCGUUAGAGAUCUUCGAUGAUCAACAAGACUCAAGUGACUUAC